AUGGAAUGGGCUAUGGCUGAGCUCCUUCGCCACCCAACCGCCAUGGAAAAGCUCAAAGACGAAAUAACCAACAUCGUCGGCACCAAUGAAUCCUUCAUCAAAGAAGAACAACUAGCAGAGAUGAGCUAUCUCAAAGCGGUGGUAAAAGAGGUUCUAAGGCUACAUCCUUCACUUCCCAUAAUAAUCCCUAGCCAAGUUAGGGAAGGCGCAAUUAUCAAAGGGAAAGAGAUCUUGUGCUGGAAUUUAGUUAUCUGUGAGUUUGAUGAGCUCGCAAUGGCGAACCUGGUGCAUGUUUUUGACUGGAAGCCAACGAAGAGGAAGGCAGAAGAUAUAAAUAUGGGUGAAGAUUAUGGACUUACUACUCGUAAAAAGGAGGCUCUUUUGCUCAUUGGAACAAAGGCAAUCAAAUAA
Molecule: messenger RNA, 411 nt
Organism: Phalaenopsis equestris
Lineage: Eukaryota; Viridiplantae; Streptophyta; Magnoliopsida; Asparagales; Orchidaceae
Product: indoleacetaldoxime dehydratase-like
Exons: 2
Coding region: 1-411 (136 amino acids)
Molecular function (GO): heme binding; iron ion binding; oxidoreductase activity, acting on paired donors, with incorporation or reduction of molecular oxygen
Source: RefSeq, a predicted model, not a curated record